AUGACGCCGGCGCGCGCGCUUACCAUCGCGCUACUCUGCGCAUGCGUUCUCAACACCCACGCUGACUCGCAGACUAGUGGACUUCUUCUUGACCAAAUUGCUGCAGAAGCUUACCACUCCUCUGCAGAUGGCUCAAACGGAACAAAAUACAGUGACUACACUGGCAACGUAAUUGUAACGAACAUCCGAAAUGUUGGCAAUCCCAGUCCAGGAGAUGAUCAAGACAUUAUUUAUCAUCUGACCGAUGAGGAAUACUACGAAAUGCCUAUUUUGUUCCACUUGGACGAGUACCCCGGAUGCCUAGCGAUGGGAGGCGCCUACUGCUUAGGAAGCUUCGAGCUCUCGCCCUCCGGACCAAGCUCUCUGUUCCGCAUGAUGCAGCGCUACUCGGCGAACUGGGUGGAUAAUUUCAAUCACACACGUUUGCACCGAGGCCUCUGCUUAACUCGCAGCUGCGUCGCUCCCGGCCACGACUCCGGGCAUGCGCUGGACGUGUGGUUCGCGUCAUGUGUGAACGCGAGUAUCAUGUCGACUCACAAUCUGUCAGCACGUCUCUACCACCUGGACUACUGCACCCGCGGCCCCGACCACCGCUCGCCACCGCUUUCCACCAGCGAACGCGCCUUCGCCGGCUUAGUUGUGGCUCUGCUAGCUCUGGCUACCGUCAGCACGGCGCUCGAUAUUAAGCUAUCAGAUCACACCAAAAAAGAGUACGGCUGGGCGCUUUGCUGGUCGCUUCGGCGCUCGUGGCGCUCUCUGACGGCGCCGGCGCCGAGCGCCCGCGGUGCGGACCUCCGCUGCUUCGACGGCCUGCGAGUGCUGAGCAUGCUUUGCGUCAUAAUCGAGCACGUCUGCUGGCUCGGCACGCUCUCAUUCGUCGCCGAUACGAGAUAUUUCGAGCAGGUUCGCCGCGCUACGGACGUGGUGCUGAUGACGAACAGCACUCUCAUGGUACAGGUGUUCUUCUUGAUGGCAAGUUUCCUGCUGGCGCACAAGCUCUUGCAAGAGCGGCCGCGCGAGCCCGCUGUUAAAACAUUCUUCACCACCAUGUUUAAUAGGAUCAUCAGAAUAAGUCCGAGCUACUUCGUGGUUUUGUGGUUCGCUUCAUCGUGGUGGGAAAGACUGGGAACCGGUCCCCAGUGGUCGUCUCUUGUUCGCUCCGAGGCUGCUAUUUGCCGCCACAAGUGGUGGACACAUCUUCUUUACAUGAACAACGUGCUGUAUCCUGAUGAAAAGUGUUUGAUACAGACCUGGUAUUUGGCAGCGGAUAUGCAACUAUACGCGGUAGCUUUAUUGUUGACGCUGCUGCUGCGCGGUCGUCGCCUCGCGCUGCCGCUCCUUGGCACGGCAUUCGCGAUGGUGACCGUGGUUCCGCUAAUGUUAGCGUAUGCUUGGCAUCUUGUUCCCACUUUCGUCGUGCACAGACCAGAAUCUGUGCGGCUGACAUAUAGCGGCGAUGCCUCGUUCACGUGGCUGUACCAGUCGCCGCUAACAAACGCGGCGGGCGCGCUGGCGGGGCUGCUUCUCGCGCACGCACACCACAGUUUGCGCGACGUUUUGCCCGAUCGACUCGCCGAAAAAAAGAUGUUCCGCUGGAUAUCAGUGUACUCGGCGCCGGCGGCGACGUGCUGGAUGGCGCUAUCCCCACUGGUCCUGGGCGCGGGCCCACCUAACGCCAUCGCCGCUGCAGUGCUGGCAGCGCUGGAACGACCGGUCUUCGUUACUUUAGUCGCUGUAGCGCUUCUUGGUGCUAUUAAUGGGAUUGACUCGCCAUGGCGGCGAUGGAUGUCCCAAGGUGGCACGGUGCUGGCGCGGCUGUCGUUCGGGGCGCUGCUGCUGCACAUGCUCUUCAAUAAGACAUUGCUCGCCACGCGUCUCGCGCCCGUGCAACUCGACCGACAAUCCGCGAUUAUGGAUUGGUUCGGCGUGGCUGUUAUAUCGUAUGCGGCGGCGCUACCGCUCGCCUUGCUAGUCGAGCUGCCAGCGCAGCAACUACACAAGGAAAUAAAAAAACUUAACGAAAAAUCGACGAACUCCAAAUCCACAGACAAGCCUAGGUCCUUGGAUAAGACAGAUAUUUGUUCGACACAACAAUGUAAUAGUAAUAGUUGA
Molecule: messenger RNA, 2112 nt
Organism: Vanessa atalanta (red admiral)
Lineage: Eukaryota; Metazoa; Arthropoda; Insecta; Lepidoptera; Nymphalidae
Product: O-acyltransferase like protein-like
Exons: 12
Coding region: 1-2112 (703 amino acids)
Molecular function (GO): acyltransferase activity, transferring groups other than amino-acyl groups
Source: RefSeq, a predicted model, not a curated record